Messenger RNA from Ziziphus jujuba (common jujube), 1409 nucleotides. RefSeq names its product alpha carbonic anhydrase 4. The record is from RefSeq and is a predicted model, not a curated record. The transcript has 7 exons. Gene Ontology annotation, molecular function: zinc ion binding; carbonate dehydratase activity. Bases 23 to 877 code for a protein of 284 amino acids. NCBI's taxonomy places the organism in Eukaryota, Viridiplantae, Streptophyta, Magnoliopsida, Rosales, Rhamnaceae.
CAGAACAGGCAAAGUGCCACUCAUGAUGAAUUGCUACGCCAGCCCAAGCUUGUUACAUGUCCUUGUAGCUUCAUUUAUUGUCUUGUCUACUCACUCCCAUUUGGCCCUUACUGGAGUUUUGGCUCAGUAUGAUCAUGAAUAUGAUCACCAUGAUGAAGAAACAGAAUAUUCAUACAUAGAAGCAACAGGAAGAGGACCAUCGAGGUGGGGUCAACUAGAUCCAAAAUGGAAAGCUUGUAGUUAUGGAAGAAAGCAGUCUCCCAUCGAUUUUGUCGAUAGAAGCCUCUCGUUUUGCCCCUCUUUGGGAGAACUCAACAAAGACUAUAGACCAGCUCCAGCUACUCUGACCAAGAGGGGACGCGAAAUUUAUGUCUACUGGAGUGGUGAUGCAGGAAAAAUUAACAUCAACGGCAGUGAUUAUAGACUCAUACAGUUACAUUGGCAUACGCCAGCUGAGCACACUUUCAAUGGAAUAAAGUAUGAUUUGGAGCUUCACAUUGUUCACUCAAACUCCACAAAUGGUACAGCUGUUGUGGGAAUAGUCUAUAGACUUGGCCCACCUGACCCUUUUCUCUCUACGCUGACAGAGAAGAUAAAAUUACUUCAGAGAGAUGGGAAUAUAGAUUUGGGGAUUGUUGACCCGAAAAGCGUUGGGUUUAGAAACAGAGAGUACUAUUACAGAUAUUUGGGUUCGUUAACAACUCCUCCGUGUACGGAGGGUGUGGUUUGGACUGUAUUUAGACAUGUGCGGACUGUUUCGUGGGAGCAAGUACAAGCAUUGAAGGAUGCCAUUGAAUACGGAUUUGAGUCAAAUGCAAGGCCAACUCAGCCACUGAAUGGAAGACCAGUUUGUUUAUAUGCUCCGUUCUAUGGAUAGAUGGAGCUAGAACUUCAGCUUGACUAUUAGGCUUAUAAUACAUAUAUAUAUAUAUAUAUAUAUAAUAAGAUAUUUAAGAGAAUAAGUGGAGGUAACUGGAGAACCGGUAUAUAUAUGUUAUGUUUGCAUCGUCCAUAAACCACAAACAUAUUAAUUGACGGAGUAGUAUGUAUGCUGCUAGGCAAGCUAGCAAGUAAUAUAUAUAUAUAUAUAUAUACACCAUUAUACAGAUACAACCAGUUAUAUAUAUAUACACCAUUAUAUAGAUAUAACCUUAUAUAUAUAUAUAUAUAUAUGCCUCAUCUUGAGCUUUCAUUUUAAGCACUAUACAAGUUUUAGCCUCAUCAAAACUUCGCGCCAUACAAUUAAUAGCACAUCAUUUUUAUACGCGAAAUUAAGUUAACCUUUUUUUUUCAAUAAAUUAAGUUAAUAGCCUCAUAAUGUGUAACUGAGGAUGAUGCUACUACCGGUUGAAUUAUCAUUGAUACAAAAAAAUUAUAACUAUUAGAAAGUGAUCGAUCAUUUAUUUUAU